GACUCAAUAUGGCGACGCUGGAGGUUGAGCAGAGAAAACUCGGCCGAAGUUCCUCCGAAAAACAAACCUGAGCGGGCAGCGCGGCGGCGGGGCUUCCCUCACCGAGACACCGGGGCGUCGGCGCGGACUGAUGCCGGUUCGCUCCGUGGAUAAUUCAGCAGAUUUUCCGAGGUCGCUUUCCGGAGCGGAGUGUCGGAGCGGGCGCCGAGGCUGUCAGCGGCGCGGGUCCGGCUCUGAGGCGCUCUCCGCGGGUAUGGUGGCCGAGGCGGCCGCGGCGCUGCGGAGUUAAGCGGUUCUCGAUCGGAGGGUGUGCGGGGCCGAGGCUGCGGGGCUCUGUGAGGAGAGCAGGCGGAGGCCGCCGCCAUGUAUUUCCUGACCGGCUGGCCGCGGAGGCUGCUGUGCCCGCUGCGCAGUGAGGAGCAGCCCUUUCACCUGCAGCCCAGCCAGCACAGACUCUACUUCGCCGUGCUGGCGCACACGCAGCUCAGCGUCUGGUUCAGCCGGCCCAGUGUUCUGGUGGUGAGUUAUAUUGAAUCAGCGAAAGCGGCGGCUCAGUUUGGGUUCUACCAGCAGGCUGAAUGGAAACCGGACGACUCUAUGAUCGCAGUGGCGGCUGCCAAUGGAUACGUUCUCCUGUUUGACGUCAUCGGAGGAGGAGACGACAAAUACCUGUACGAACCCGUCUAUCCGAAAGGGAGUCCGAGGGUGAAGGUGACUCCCAGCUACAAAGAGGAACAGUGCGCUCCUGCCCUCAGUCUGGAAAUGAAGAAACCAGUCGACCUUGAAGCUCCGAUUACCAGUCUGCAGUCUCUGCAGGAGGACCUGUUGGUGUGCACGGCGGAUGGUUACCUCCACAUGCUGCACUGGGACGGCGUGAGGAACGGCCGGAGAGCCGUGAACCUCUGCACCAUCCCCUUCUCCCUCGAUCUGCAGUCGUCCCGCGGUGGUCCUUGUUUGGACCUGAACGGGGUCUACGUCAGAGAUAUGGAGUACUGUGCGACUCUCGAUGGCUUUGCUGUCGUUUUUGACGACGGAAGACUCGGCUUCAUCACACCCACCGCCAACAGGUUCUCCACAGAGCAGUUGCAGGGCGUCUGGGCUGCAGAUGUGAUGGACGGCACAUGUGUGGCAGUCAAUAAUAAAUACAGACUGAUGGCCUUCGGCUGUGCGAGUGGCUCUGUGUUGGUCUACAUGAUCGACAGCACUACAGGAUCAAUGCAGCUGUCACACAAAUUGGAGUUAACCCCCAAACACUACCCAGAUAUCUGGAAUAAAACAGGCCCUGUGAAGAUGAUCCGGUGGUCGCCAGACUGCAGUGUUGUCAUGGUUACGUGGGAGUGUGGAGGCCUCUCUCUGUGGAGUGUGUUUGGAGCUCAUCUCAUCUGCACGCUCGGAGAGGACUUCGCGUAUCGUUCAGACGGCACUAAGAAGGAUCCACUAAAGAUCAGCUCUAUGAGCUGGGGGGCGGAGGGCUAUCACCUGUGGGUGAUCGGCAGCACAGAGGCACGAGAAGACGGGUCUCCACAGUUACGGCAGGCGUCCAUCCUGCAGUUUCAGUUCAUUAAGAGCGCUCUCACAGUCAACCCCUGCACGAGUAAUCAGGAGCAGGUGUUGCUGCAUGGAGAGGACAGGCUGUUUCUGACCUGUGGUGAUGCGGCGCAGGCCCACAGUCCAGCGGAGCCGCUCCGGGACAGCAGCCCCCUGCACCGGCCACACGCCACCCCCCCUCUCUCUCAGGGUCUCAGCACUUUACUGGGCCACAAGCAUUGGCAUGUGGUCCAGAUUCACAGCACAUAUCUAGAGAGCAACUGGCCAAUACGCUUUGCAGCCAUCGACUCAGCAGGACAGUGUUUGGCGGUGGCAGGGAGGCGCGGUUUUGCACACUACUCCUUAUUCACCAGGAAAUGGAAACUGUUUGGGAAUAUUACCCAGGAGCAGAGUAUGACUGUGACGGGAGGGCUCGCCUGGUGGAACGACUUUGUCAUUGUUGCCUGUUACAAUUUCAUUGACCAGCAAGAGGAGCUGAGGUUGUAUCACCGCUCCUGUAACCUUGACAACGCGUUCGCGAGCAUCACGAAGCUGCACGCCGAAACGCUGCUGCUGAACGUGUUCAAGAACAUGGUGAUCCUCUUCCGCACAGACUGCUCCAUCUGCCUGUACAGCAUCGAGAAGAAGCAGGACAGUCCCAAUCCCUCAGCGAGCGUGGAGCUGUUACAGGAAGUCUCCAUGUCUCGUUAUAUCCCUCACCCCGGCCUGGUAGUGUCCGUCACUCUGACCUCAGUCCGCACCGAGACGGGCAUCUCCCUCAAAGCCCCACAGCAGGCCUGUACGGCAGAGAGCAUAUUGUUGAAUCUGGCCGGUCAGCUCAUCAUGCUACAGAGAGACCGUUCUGGCCCGCAGGUACGAGAGAAGGACACAACGUCCAAUCAGAAAAAGCUGCUGCCGUUCUGCCCACCAGUGGUUCUGGCCCAGUGUGUGGAGAAUGUGUGGACCACGUGCCGCACAAAUCGCAAAAAACGCCACCUAGUGGAGGCAUUGUGGCUGUCGUGUGGCGAGGCUGGGAUGAAGGUGUGGCUGCCUCUGUUCCCAAGAGACCACCGAAAGCCCCACUCGUUCCUGUCCCGCAGGAUCAUGCUCCCCUUCCUCCUCAACAUCUACCCGCUGGCUGUGCUGUUCGAGGACGCCCUCGUUCUGGGCGCCACAAACGAAACUCUGCUCUACGACAACCUCGGAGCGAACUCUUCUGCAGAGGAGCCGCUGGAGUCCCUGUUUCCGUUCUGCACGGUGGAACGUACCUCUCAGAUCUACCUCCACCACCUGCUGCGGCAGCUGCUGGUGCGUAACCUGGGCGAGCAGGCUCUGAUGCUGGCCCAGUCCUGCUCCUCGCUACCCUACUUCUCCCACGUUCUGGAGCUGAUGGUUCACGUGGUGCUGGAGGAGGAGGCCACUUCCCGAGAGCCCAUCCCGGACCCGCUGCUGCCCACAGUGGCCAAAUUCAUUACAGAGUUCCCCCUGUUCCUGCGUACCAUUGUGCACUGUGCAAGAAAAACGGAGUUUGCCCUCUGGAACUACCUGUUCGCUGCCGUCGGCAACCCCAAAGACCUGUUCGAGGAGUGCCUGAUGGCCCAGGACCUGGACACGGCCGCAUCGUAUCUCAUCAUACUGCAGAACAUGGAGGUUCCGGCGGUGAGCCGGCAGCACGCCACCCUGCUCUUCAACACUGCUCUCGAACAGGGCAAGUGGGACCUCUGCCGUCACAUGAUCAGAUUCCUCAAGGCCAUUGGCUCAGGGGAGAGCGAGACUCCGCCCAGCACACCUACCACUCAGGAGCCGAGCUCCACGGGAGGAUUCGAGUUCUUCCGGAAUCGGAGCAUCAGUCUGUCUCAGUCUGCGGACAGCGUCUCCACCGGCAAAUUCAACCUGCAGAAAACCUUCAGCAUGCCUUCAGGACCCUCCGCUAAAGGUAAGGACAGCGAGAGUGCUGAGAACAUGUACAUUGACAUGAUGCUGUGGCGUCACGCGCGGCGGCUGCUGGAGCAGGUGCGUCUGAAGGACCUGGGCUGUUUCGCUGCUCAGCUGGGCUUCGAGCUGAUUGGCUGGCUGUGCCGAGAGCGCAUGCGCGUGGCCCGCGUCGAGGACUUCGUCACCGCGCUCAAACGCCUGCACGAGGACUUCCUGUGGCCGUUUCCGGUCAUCCCCGCCGGCUCCAUCAGCUCGCCGUUCAAGAACGGACGCUGCCGCACAGUGUUAAGUACUCGUCUGUUGAAGUCUCAGUCCGCUGACAGUUUGCUGAACAGUGAAAUGGACACAGCGCCCCCUCAGGUCACCAGAAACAAUCACAGUUGGCUUGAUGGUCUGGGGGUGGCGCCAAAGGAGAUGGACUCCGCCUCCUCCCAUGGAGCUCCGCAAACCCAGGAGGCUUUCCUCUCUCCACUCAUCAACAAAACGGAGGAGUGCAGUAUUGGUUCAGCCACGGACCUGACAGAGACCAGCUCCAUGGUGGAUGGUGAUUGGACGAUGGUGGAUGAAAACUUCUCCACCCUCAGCCUUAGCCAAUCAGAGCUGGAGCACAUCUCCAUGGAACUGGCCAAUAAGGGCCCUCACAAGUCCCAGGUGCAGCUCAGGUAUCUCCUGCACGUGUUCAUGGAGGCGGGCUGCUUGGACUGGUGCGUUGUGAUUGGUCUGAUUCUGCGGGAUGUGAAUGUUAUUAAGCAGGUGGUCGGGUUCCUGGACAGUCCGGAGGUUCCGGCCGAAACCGUCCAGAGCAUCCGCACGGGCCUGCUGGCCGUCGACCAGUGGGCCUCCUCGGACUGUCUGGGUUAUAAGCCGUUCCUGAACCUCAUUCGUCCUCAGCUGCAGAAGCUGUGUGAUGCGUCAGUGGAGCAGGUCCAGCCUGAAGCCUUCCAGCCGUCCAGCAUGUCUAAGCUGGCCGAGCCGGCACUGCCGCGGGCCGAGCCGUGCCCCGCCCCCCUGGGCCUCCCCCUGCCCCCGGACGCCUCCACCGGCUCCGGCGCCCGCAACAUGGAGGACGCCUGCGAGGACGAGCCGGAGGAGGAGGCCGUGGAGGAAGGAACGUACGACUGCACCCUGUCAUGACCUUCGACCUCCACUGAGACGGUGGGGGCUUCUUGUGGUGAUCUUAAAGCGACAGUUCGGCCAAAAAUUCACACGUAGUCGAUCAGCCAAGACGUGUUUCGGGCUUCUUUAGUUAGAGCUACGAGGCUAAUUUGGCUAACUGCUAGUGGAAGCUAAUUUUCCAGCAGUUAGCAUCUACAGAACACAGCCUUCAGUACGGCUGCUGCCUUUAGCUACGCUAGUCCCUGUUUAUAGAUGACAGUAACCGGUCUCAGCAGUUAGCAUCAUGCUAACUGGCAGGCUAUAAGCUUUGAAUACCAGCUACGUUAGCCUCACAGCUCCAGCGCAGAACUAAAGAAGCUAACUUGGCCUUGGUUUGGAGAAAAGGCGGCAAUUUAGUUUCAUUUUUAAGCAGUUUUUGUUGCCGAACCUUCGCUUUAAGUGUUUAUAAAGGCUGACUGUGGAUAGGUGUCCUCUCCAGCGGAGAGAGAGAGAGAGCGCAGGACUGUUCCGUGAUCAGCCGAGGCGUCUCUCCUCACAGGGACUUCGAGAGGACUGGCCCCGACUGGUCCCGACUUUUAAGUGGUCUCUCUUGCGCCACUAUAACGUUGUUUGAGUGCAUGUAGCCUUUUUACUUUCAUGUGUGCUACUCAGCAGAGACAGACGUUGCGUUUCUGUCUCGUUCCGGUCGAGUUUGCACCCAUCCGGACUGCAGUGUGUGUGUAAAUGUGUGUGUCGUGUUAUGCUGCCGUCUAACACCACCAGUAUUAUCCCCUCUUAUUCAUCAUGUGGGCUCAGAAUGGAGGGAUGUGCCUUUGUUUACAUCCUGAUCCAUCUCUGUGACAGGAGGCUUAUAAAGGCUGAAAAGGCCACUUAGAAAAGGCUAGCAUGGCUAAUAAUGACUGAAAGCUAAUAGCGGCUAGUUAGCGCCGUUCACUUGCAUAGUGCUAACUAGCGGCUGUUCUCUUUCUUUCUUUAUUAGCAGUGUUAGCGCUGCUCCUGCUGCUUUACUGCUUGAAACUCAACAAAUUAGCUCAUCCAGAAUGCUAAUGUUGCUAAUUCUCUAAUUCUGAUCUCUCUCUGCUCCGCCCACAAAUGCAUAGCUGCUCUGCAAGCUUAUCAGAGCGCUAUAAGUCUAUACCCAACCUAAGGAGACACUGUUGCACACAGCUAAUAAGUUUAGGGGUCUAAUUAUAUUUAUUUUGUGUGGUUUAAUUUGCUCAGUCAAGCUAACGUUAGCAUAGUGGCAGGCUAACAUUGGCAUAGCCGUUUCAAGCCUGGCCGGUUUUAAUUAGCCACAACAACACAAAGCGGAAACUUGGCAAUAAUAGCAAAGAUUGUAGUGAAUAUCUAAAAUUAUUGACAUUUGUGGGCGGAGCCUGGAUACAUCAGGGUUCAGUGAGCGCUAACUAACGUUCUUUAGCAUUGUUAGCCUUCUUGGAGGGAUGGAUUCAGUUCCUGUAAGUUUAACUGAGCUUCGUACCAAAUUGCCCUUUUUAGGAGGUGUCGACUUUUAUUUUACGCUGUUUUUGUUCAGUUUUUCGUGAUGAUCGUUUUCUCCCAGGUCUCCCUGACGACUAGAAACAGGAGCGCGAAUUGGACAUUUUGCCUACAAACACGGUUCCGAUUCAGCCGCGUGAUCUCCAGUACCUCACUGACCGACACUGUUAGUGCACGAAUCUCCAUCCACCCGUUCCUCCGCGUCUCCAGCCAGAGAACAAAGUCCGUGUUCAGUUUAUUAUGAAACGAGUGACGAUCCUGUCUAAAGCGAGUCUUCAGGCUCCGACGCUCUGCUGUGGGACUCAAACGCCAUCGUUACAUUUCAGUGUGUUGUGGCUGCAGCUGUGGGGGAUCCAGAUAAAGCCUGCCAGCUUUCUUUACUUCACUCUUUGUUUUUGGUUUGGUUUUUUUUGGUCAUUGUCCAAAACUUAUACUGCAGAGUUGCUUUUUUGUUUGGGUUUUUUUUUGUUUUGUUGUGUUUUUGUUUGGGGUUUUUCAUCCAUUAUUGUUAAACUAACACUUCAGAGUUUUUGGUUGUUUUUUUGCCCAUUAUUUUCCAAAACUGACACUUCAGAAUUUUUGUUUUGUUUGUUUUUUGUUUGGGAUUUUUGCCCUUUGUUGUCCAGAACAAUUUUGUUUGUUUUUUGUCCAAAACUAAUAAGUUUUUUGCCCAUUAUUGUUGAAAACUAACACUUGAGAGUUUUUGUUUGUUUUUUGCGCAUUAGUUUCCAAAACUAACACUUCAGAAUUUUUCAUUUGUUUGUUUUAUGUUUUGCUUGGGAUUUUUGCCCUUUUUGCCCAUUGUUGUCCAAAACAAAUACUUUUGUUUGUUUGGUUUUUGUUUUGUUGUGGUUUGUUUUUUGCCCAUUGAUAUCCAAAUACUUCAAAGUUGCCCGCCCCCCCGCAUUAUUUCCAAAAUUAACAUUUUAAAGUCGGGUUUUUUUGUUUUGUUUUGUUUUGUUUUGUUUGAGUGUGUUUUUGUUUGGGUUUUUUCACCAACAUUGUCCAAAACCAACAUUUUAAAGUUUUUUGUUUUGUUUAGUGUUUUUUUGUUUUUUCGUUUCGUUUUGUUUUUGGGGUUUUUUUCACCAACGUUGUCCAAAACUAACAUUUUAAAGUUGGGCUAUUUUUAUUUAUUUAUUUUUUUUGUUUUGUUUUUUUUGUUUUGUUUUGUGUUUGAGAUUUUUUUCACCAAUAUUCUCCAAAACUAACAAGUUAUUUUGUUUUAUUUUUUGCUUACUGUUUUUCAAAACAAACCCUUUGAGUUUUUUUGUGUUACCUUCAGCAUCGUAUUAUUAUAAUGAUGGUAUGAUGGUGGACACACAGAGUGAAGACUGAACUCGGAUGUUUUUGUAUGUAACACAGAGCAUUAGCUGCGGUCGUCUCUGUAAACUCCCCUAUAACGAUGAACAAUCACGUAUUUAGAAGAGAAUUCGUUCCACAUUUAGCGGCUUAUUUAACGUGUGACGAAGCUCCAGCCGAGCGUUUGAGUCUAUUUAUUCCCAUAAUGGUCGUGAGUGAGUGUACAUGUGUAUGGAAUCGUUAUUGAUGAUAGCAUUUUGGACUCAUAUAUCUAUAUUUUGUUGUAUUUGUUGCUACAGCCUGGUCAAUAGCAUUAUUAUUAUUAUUAUUAUUAUUAUUAUUAUUAUUAUUUUUAUUAUUAUCACUAUCUUGUUAUUGCUGUUUGUGAUCUGAGUGCAUUGAUUAGUUGUAGUUAUUUAUUGGAGGAGAGAUUUGUGCGUCCCUGAGAAAUCACUUCAUUUCACUCUUCAGAGUUUGAAGAGUCGUAACUCGGAUCGUAGUGACUUCCCUCCAUAUCUUAUUCUCUUAUCGAGGCACAUUACUGAAUUUUGAAACAAAGCGAUGACCAACAGGAAGUGGUGGACACGAAUGACAUGAAUGACCCUUACUAUAAACAGAGGCAGGAGUCUGGGGGAAAAUGACUGACAGGUCCCAUCAAAUUAUUUAUCUUCCUAGUUAAUAAAACGAUUUAAAAACCUAUUAAAUAUGAAAGAUUUUGCUCAGAGUCAUAUAAAAAAAAACUCAGUAAAUACAGUAAGAACUGGAAAACAAGAGUGCACAUUAUUCCAGUUGUCUCGUCCAGGCUCCGCCCACAAAUGGGCUCGGUCAUAGCUACUGUAACGUUGGACAAACUUCACAGAACGCUGAUAAAAAUCCCAUUCAAUCCCAUUCAGACUCAGUUUGUAUCACAAUACCUACAUUUAGAGUCGGUUAUUCAUUCAGCCUAAUGAGAAACUGUAGAACAGACUCAGUUUAAAUCACAAUACCUACAUUUAGAGUCAGUUAUUCAUUCAGCCUAAUGAGAAACUGUAGAACAGACUCAGUUUAUAUCACAAUACCUACAUUUAGAGUGAGAUUUCAAAUAAUAUUUAUGGUAUAUGAUACUUAGGGUGGCUAAUUUGUAGUCUAGAAACUCGAAACCCAGCAUUAUGUUCUGACAACAAGUUUCUCCUUAGGUUGAAAUGAAUAACCGGCUCUAAAUGUAGGUAUUGUGAUAUAAACUGAGUCUGAAUGUGAUUAUCAGCGUUCUGUAGAAUUUGCCCAGCCUCUCAACAGUAGCUAUGAUUAGAACAGUUUUGUGGGCGGAGCCUGGAUGAGACAAAAGCGCAGUGACUCCCUCUUUUUGUUUUUGUUUUUUUUGUUAAAAUCAGUAUUAUAGUGGUUAAUCUUUGUGCAAUCUUAAGGAUCAUCUGUUUCGUUUUUAUUUCUUUUAAUCUGAUCCCUGUCCUGUUCUGCUCUGUGCUGUUCUGUGCUGUUCUGUUGUGUUCAGACGGUUGUUUUUCUGCCUCUCUCUGCUCCUCAGGAAACGCUGCAGACAAAUAUGGGAUGUUUUAUUAAAGUUGCUUUGGGCUUCUGUAAAAAUGUCAUUUAGCUGACGCUGCUGUGCUGCUGUCCCGUGUUCAUCUUUCUGUUUUUGCUUUAUUUCUGCUGAAGGUCUUCAGGCUGAGUGACCGACAGACAGCAGUGCGUUUGUUCAUAUACGGCCGUUACGGUGUUGUUGUGCUGACCAAAGAACUAACUGAGGCCCACAGUAUCUGCUCUAUGUGCAAGUUUUGAGGAUGUUAAUAUGCAAAGUGCUCCAAACCACAUUGUCUGAGAGAUCCCCCGUUUCGGGACGCGACCAGUGGAGACGGCACGGCCUGUCGGAAACUGUGGAGCGGAAUCGUUUGAAGUCGUUUCAUUUUUCCCAAAAAGCGGACGUGCAGAGCGGUACUCGUUUCAUUUUUCACGCAGGGGCUACGGGACGUUCCUGAACCUGGACGGAAGAAGGACUCUGAGCUUUUUCUUCCUGUGUACAGUUUCAUAACCUCCAGCGAUGCAGGAGCGCGUCCUCAGUGCGGUGUAUAGUGACAGUUUUCUUGUACGAUAACUUUUUCUACCAAGUUCUUGUUUUCUAUAUUUUCCUGUACAUAAAGAAAAAUAAAUUAUUUUUAAAAACAA
Molecule: messenger RNA, 9537 nt
Organism: Colossoma macropomum (tambaqui)
Lineage: Eukaryota; Metazoa; Chordata; Actinopteri; Characiformes; Serrasalmidae
Gene: ric1
Product: RIC1 homolog, RAB6A GEF complex partner 1
Exons: 27
Coding region: 364-4596 (1410 amino acids)
Biological process (GO): retrograde transport, endosome to Golgi; intracellular protein transport
Cellular component (GO): Ric1-Rgp1 guanyl-nucleotide exchange factor complex; Golgi membrane; cytosol
Molecular function (GO): protein binding
Source: RefSeq, a predicted model, not a curated record